CAUAACUAUUAGUUUGCCCAUUUUUAUUGAAUUAAAUGUAAAUUGUGAGAAAUCAUGGAUGCUGACAAUUUUUCAUAUGAAAAUAAGGACUCUCAUGCUAUUGUAAAUAUGAAUUUGGCUGAAUUAAAUUCAAUGCCUCUAGCAUUGGAAAAUGAACCAGUGGAUAAUAAAAAAGGAAAAUAUCAUCAAAACCUGAACAACGUGACUGAAGAUGCUGUUAAUGCAUCUGAUCUUCAGGAAUCAGAAAUUAACCAACUGCUGCCUCACUCCAGUUUAUUGGAGCAUCACUCCAAGGACUUGCCUGAGUCUGGAGAAGAUGCUGAAUGUUCUGUGGAUGAUGCUCUAGAUGAAAGCUGCAUGGGCCUUGAAGGAACCUUGGAACGAGGCUUCUCUCUGCAGGAACCUAGUCCAAAUGAAAAUGAGAGGCCAGUGCUUUAUGAGAAAACCAAAAUGAGUUACUCACACGAGCCUCGCAUCUUCCAACGGUACAAACCCACACUCAAGCAUCUCAUACCCGUCAGGACAGACACAUGUGCAAGCCACGAGAUGCCCGUAGAUGCAACAGGCAUGCUGAGCUACACGAUGUACUCGUGGGUGACGUCACUGAUGUGGCGCGCCUACAAGCGUGGCCUGCAGAGCAGCGAUGUGCCCAUCUGCUCCAAAUACGACAUGUGUCACUACAACACGACGGGCGUGCGUCUGAGGGCGGCGUGUCUGGGGCUCGUGUACCGCAAGCUCCUCCGCAUCCCCGGCCUCGGCAGCAAGAGCGUGGGCGAG
Hyalella azteca is the source of this 777-nucleotide messenger RNA. Its product is annotated as ATP-binding cassette sub-family C member 5. Gene Ontology annotation, biological process: transmembrane transport. The record is from RefSeq and is a predicted model, not a curated record. Gene Ontology annotation, cellular component: membrane. Gene Ontology annotation, molecular function: ATP binding; ABC-type transporter activity. NCBI's taxonomy places the organism in Eukaryota, Metazoa, Arthropoda, Malacostraca, Amphipoda, Hyalellidae.